AUAAAUCAUUCCAUUGCCGAAUCUCUGUAGCCAUUCAUAAAAUUGGUGGCUUCAGUAAUAAGGCCCUCAAGAUUUUUAUUUAUUUAUUUCUUAUAGAUAAAGAAUAACCUAUUCUUUUAAUUCGUGUUAAUUGAUUUAUUAUCUAUAUUACUCAAGUCUUUAACUCGAAGCUUCUUGUUGUGUCCUUGUAUUUGCAGAUGAAAUUAUCAUCCAUAUUCUGAUCAGGAAAUCUUAUCAUGGUCUAAACAUGCUGAUGGUGUAUGCACCGGUAGCUCCUACUGCAAAGUGCCUGACAUACCCAGAUUAUAAUACUCUGCAUCAUGAAGCAUUGCCAUCUAGGAGUACCCAUGUCAAUUCCUUGAUCAAUGUUUCAUUAACCCCCAAACUACUUAGGACCCCAUGUAAUUGUACACUACCUUCUUCCUUGUUUUCCUGGAAAGACCGUUUUCAGCUGAACACCAAUCACGUGUGUCAGCCUCACCAUGUGGCUACAAAGAAAUGGCUAUGCCGGUUGGAUGAUUCGAUUCCAUCUGAUGAAGAGUAUCGUUCUUCACGGAACAUAGCAAUUAGUCUAUUCAGGCGGUACAGGAAUGUGGUUGAUCGUGGAGGAGGGGACAACCUAAAAGUAUAUUCAGCGGAGUUUAUCAGUGCUGGGGUGAAUGCUUAUGCUCUGGGAUGCACUGAUGAAGGGUUAAGGAAAGAACUUGCUGAUUUGAGAGAAUCUGGUGUUGAAAUUGAUGUAAUGCAAACUUAUGGUGGAAGCACCAGUUUGAAAUCCAAGAUUGGAUCAGAGGAGGUAGAAGAAUGCAUAUUGUGGUUGAGCAUUAUAUUCAUAACCAUAUUAUGUACACCACAACCGACAAUAGUUAGGUGGUCAUCUACUCCUCCAGUGUCAGACGAAAUAAGGCUUCAGUGGAAGGGCUUCUGUGCUCUCAUAGCAAAUGCAUACUACGUGCGAGGAAUGGCAUGGCUUCCUGUAAAGACUCUUCAACUAGAGCAGAUGGCAGUGGUGGGACGAGCCGAGGAGCCCUCAGUGGUUGCUAGCCGAAUGCUAUUAGUGUUUAGCACACUGGAGGUGGUGAGUCCACAGUGGCCUAGAGUAUAAAGGCGAUUUUCUACUGAUGAAGCCCAUCUCUGGUGUUAAGGUUUACAAUAGCAAUUUCCAAGUUCCAAACAGUGGAUGUGAAAAAAAAAUCAUAAUAAUAUCAGAGGGCGGGAGAGAUCAGCCAUGGAUUAAAAGUUUUUAUACGAAAAUCAUGUACUAAAAUAUGUAAUGUUCGACGUUUUCAUGUAAAUAAGGCUUUAAUGUAGUGAUCACAACUGCUCACAAGGCAAUUUUAGUGCUAUAAAAACUGUAACACGUUCUUGUUUGGCACUGAACACAGUAGUCAUGACUCAUGAAUCUCAAUUUUGAGAGGGAAAUGUUUACAUACCAAACAAUGUUGAUAUC
Molecule: messenger RNA, 1450 nt
Organism: Humulus lupulus (European hop)
Lineage: Eukaryota; Viridiplantae; Streptophyta; Magnoliopsida; Rosales; Cannabaceae
Exons: 7
Coding region: 248-1105 (285 amino acids)
Source: RefSeq, a predicted model, not a curated record